AUGUCUAGACAACACUAUUGCUUAAGGUGGAAUAAUUAUCAGUCGAAUAUGACUUCUGUUUUUCAUCAGUUGCUACAAACUGAAUCUUUUGUUGAUGUGACAUUAUCAUGCAAUGAUUCAUCAUUAAAAGCACACAAGGUUGUUUUAUCUGCUUGUUCAUCAUAUUUUCAAAAAUUGCUGAUGCAAAAUCCUUGUAAUCAUCCUACAAUCAUCAUGCCACCAGAUGUACCUUUCAAUGAUCUCAAAAUAAUCAUUGAUUUUGUUUACAGAGGAGAGAUUGAUGUUGAUCAAACUCAACUUCAGUCAAUACUGAAGACGGCUGACCAACUUAAAAUAAAAGGACUUUGUGAGGUACCUGACGGAAGUUGCGUUAGCGAAGUGGAAAACAUAUCCUCCGAAUUUAAAACUCCAAUUAAUUUACUCUCUUCGGAUUAUCAAACUGAAGAGAGUAAUAAAACAUAUAAUUAUGGUAAUGUCGUCCAACAAACAGGACAAGAAAAUUUUGUUGCAGUGAAACAAACAAUAUUUACCGGUACACCGGACAAUCAAAAUUCACAAGUAAAACGUCACACUACCAAAAGGUAUAAAAGUUCAGGUUUCAACUUAAUGUUGAUGAAAAAUUCACCUUUGACUGCCACUACGGGUAGUGGUAGAAAUAGUCCAGUAUCAAAAAAAGGAACUUCAAUGUUGAAAAAACCCACACUCAAAGACAGGGCAGUACAAAGUGAUUUUUCUGACGGGAGCGGUAUGAACAUACCUGAAAAUGGUAUCGAACAAACCUCUGAAGUUCAGAACCAAACCACUGGAAGUAUUAGUGAUCCUGUAAGACAUGAACCACAAGUAUGGCGUUGGGUACAUAUUUUUCUAGGACAAGGCUUUAUAUGUUUCGCAACUUCUACGGAAGAAGAUCAGAAAAAUGUACCCGUCGUUAUAUUGGAACGAUCGGUUGCAACGGUACCCAUGAUAGUCCAUAAUAUGCCUACUUCAUUAUCACCCCAAAUGGUUGUAGAAGGGAACAGUAAUAAUAGUGUUCAAAAUUCUGUUGAUCAUACGCCUCCCGAAGUGGAUAUUCCUCCAGAAGCUCAACCUCCGGCUCCCAGUGCUACAUUAGUAGAAAAUUUAGAUCUUAACGAACAACAAGAAGCAGAAACCGCCGAACCUGAUGAAGAUGAUAAUGAUAAUGUGAAAGUUAAAUUUGAAACACUUAGGUCGGUUGAUCAAAGUGGAGAUGCUGUUGAUAUAGAUGAUGAAUCGGAAUCGAUGCAAACAAUGAUGAUCACACCUGAAUUACUUGGCCUUUUUCCUACAUCCUCGGGAAACUCAGUCUAUCGAAAAUAUUAUGACUUAGAUGGAGGAGAAUCAGAUAUUAAGGGUACUAAAAAUUGGACGCAAGACGACAUGGAAUUAGCAUUAGACGCUUUAAGAAAUCACAAUAUGUCUUUAACGAAGGCAUCAUCGACGUAUGGUAUACCGAGCACGACAUUGUGGCAAAGAGCACAUAGAUUAGGUAUAGAUACCCCGAAAAAAGAAGGGAAUACAAAAAACUGGACGGAAGAUAAUUUAAAUAGUGCCCUUGAAGCUCUCAGAACGGGAACGAUAUCGGCCAAUAAAGCUAGUAAAGCUUACGGUAUUCCGAGUAGUACCUUAUAUAAAAUAGCUAGAAGAGAAGGUAUAAGACUUGCUGCACCCUUUAAUGCAGCUCCAACGACGUGGACUCAGGAUGAUUUAGAAAGAGCUUUAGAAUCAAUAAGGUCUGGGCAAGCAAGCGUUCAAAGAGCGUCCACAGAAUUUGGUAUUCCAACAGGGACGCUGUACGGACGUUGCAAAAGAGAAGGAAUCGAAUUAAGUCGUAGUAAUCCAACGCCUUGGAGUGAAGAUGCCAUGGGGGAGGCUUUAGAAGCUGUCAGGGUCGGUCAAAUGAGUAUAAAUCAAGCCGCGAUACAUUAUAAUUUACCAUAUUCAUCUUUGUACGGUCGUUUUAAAAGGGGUAAAUUCGAUACCGAAGAUGGUAACAGUAAUAAUGGGGAUCCUACCGGAAAUCAAAUGAUGUUGAUCAAUUAUCAACAGGAAAUGCAUCCAUAUCACAGCGGGAGUUGA
This is a messenger RNA of Pediculus humanus corporis (human body louse), 2097 nucleotides long. RefSeq names its product pipsqueak, putative. The coding region runs from base 1 to 2097 and encodes 698 amino acids. The record is from RefSeq and is a predicted model, not a curated record. Gene Ontology annotation, cellular component: nucleus. Gene Ontology annotation, biological process: regulation of transcription by RNA polymerase II. NCBI's taxonomy places the organism in Eukaryota, Metazoa, Arthropoda, Insecta, Psocodea, Pediculidae. The transcript has 12 exons. Gene Ontology annotation, molecular function: DNA binding; protein binding.